AUGGGUCAGAUCCUGGUCGGAGGCGCUACGGCAGAGUGUCCUUCUCUGACGUGGGUGCUCUACGUUGGCGACAUAUUGACCAAGAAGGAUUGCGCUGCGCUCCGCAAGCUGACGUCCAACGCAGAAAUUUGCGCUGCCUACGGUACCACCGAGACGAGCCGCAGCGUGUCUUACUACCAGAUCAAGAGCCGCACCGAAGACCCGGAUGCGUUGGAUAAGUUCGGCGAUAUCGUCCCUGCCGGAAGGGGCAUAGAGAAUGUCCAACUCUUCAUCGUCAAUCGGGAGGAUCAUACCAAGCUUUGCGGCGUUGGCGAAGUCGGCGAGAUUAUGAUGAGAGCCGCGGAGAAUACUACGGAAAAGUUCCUCGACAACUGGUUUGCCGACAACAAAAUCUGGGUCGAGGCCGAUGACAAAGUUGCCAAUCACGCCAACGAGCUCUGGAGGAAGUAUUACAAGGGACCGCGCGAUAGGAUCUACCGGACUGGGGAUCUUGGGUACUUUUUUGACGACUCUGGUAACUGCGCUAUUACGGGCCGGGCUGACAGUCAGAUCAAGAUUCGUGGCUUUCGCAUCGAGCUCAGCGAAGUCGAUAGCAACUUGAGAGGAUACCAUUUAGUCCGCGAGUGCAACGCUGUCCCGACUUACUUCAUCUACAUGAACAAAAUGCCCUUGAACCCCAACGGCAAGAUAGACAGCUCGAACCUGCCGUUCCCGGACGCGGCCCUGAUCUCGGAUGAGGCGUCAGAGGAGGAUCUGAAGAGAUGGGAAACAUUCAGCAACACCGAGAAGACUCUUCGCCCUGACUCGGAUUUCUUUGAGAGCGGUGGGCAUAGUCUGCUGGCACAGCAGCUUCUUCUCGAUAUCCGCAAGAAGCUUGGUGUCAACGUGUCCAUCAGCUCACUCUACUCCGACUCAUCUCUCAAGGCGCUCAGCGCACAAGUCGACCGCCAGCGCGAGGCCAAGGAUGAUCCGGGCGCGACGGAGGAUGGCGAGUCUGCAUAUGCCCAGUCGCUCGACAAGCUGCGUGGCGGCCUCGAUUCCAAGUAUCAGACGGCGGACCCUGCGGCACUCUCACCGGCAGGCAAGACCACCGUCUUCGUGACCGGCGCCACGGGUUUCCUGGGCUCUUAUAUCGUCAAGGAUUUGCUUGGGCGUGAGAACAUCAGCGUGAUCGCUCAUGUCCGCGGAACGAAGAGCGUUCAAGCCGCCCUGGAGCGACUUCAGAGGUCACUUCGCGGAUACGGCGUAUGGCAGGAUUCUUGGACCACCAGGCUAAGUGCAGUUGCCGGUGACCUGUCGCAGUCGCGCCUAGGACUUGACGAUAAGACAUGGAACGAGGUUGGCGACGCUGUGGACGUGGUUAUCCAUAACGGCGCCCUGGUUCACUGGGUGAAACAGUACAAGGACCUUGAGCCUCAACAAGCGUUCUGGACACAGAUCACUAUGCCGCACGAGCAGACCUGCACAGGACAAGGCGCUGUGAUGGAAGCAGAUGACAUGAUGGGCAGUCGCUCCGGUCUUGGAAUUGGGUACAAGUGGGUUUCUGAACAGCUCGUCCGCGAGGCGGGCGGACGCGGCCUCCUCGGAUCCAUCAUCCGACCUGGCUAUAUCCUCGGGGACGCCACCACUGGUGUUUGCAACACUGACGACUUUCUCGUCCGCAUGCUCAAAGGGUGCCCGGCCGAAACUGCAAGCAGCAGCAGCAGCGACGUCGAUGUUCACGUUGUCCACGUCACUGGCCACCCGCGCCUCCGCAUGAACGAAUACCUCUCCAUCUUAAGCUACUACGGCUACGACGUGCCCGAAGUGGACUACAACACCUGGAAGGCCCAGCUUGAGACGUUUGUCUCUGCUGGCUUCGUUCAGAAAGACGAAGAGCAGAGCACCUUGAUGCCGCUCUUCCACAUGGUCACAAACAACCUUCCAUCAACCACCCGCGCGCCAGAACUCGAUGAUCGCAACGCCGUCACUGUACUUUCGGCCGAUGCGGACCGGUGGACUGGUGUUGAUGAGAGUGCUGGUGAGGGCAUUAGCAGGGAAGCUGUCGGCCGCUUUCUCAGGUACCUAGCCGAGACGAAGUUCUUGACAUGGCCGACUGGUCGGGGCAGAGAGCUGCCAGCCAUCAAGGCUGAUGUUGUACAGGCACGGGCGCAAUGGUCGCCCGGAUAUCGUCCUCGGAAUAGGUAA
Ilyonectria robusta is the source of this 2187-nucleotide messenger RNA. RefSeq lists its product as uncharacterized. The record is from RefSeq and is a predicted model, not a curated record. Bases 1 to 2187 code for a protein of 728 amino acids. Lineage: Eukaryota; Fungi; Ascomycota; Sordariomycetes; Hypocreales; Nectriaceae. The transcript is spliced from 5 exons.